GGCCACCAAUGGAUGCAAUAUCUGAAGAAAUUUCGUCAUCAAUGGUGUUCCUUAUAAUUGAGAGAUCAAUUCACAGCGGGGAUGUUGACAAUGCAAGCAGCGAGUCGUGCAAUGCACAAGUGCGACUCUUCUUGAAACCGAAAAAUAAUCUCGAUGAGUUUUUCAUCCACUUUACCUGUUUAUUGGCUGACAAAAGGCACAAAGAGACUGAGUCUGACUACAUUAGGAAACAAUCACCCCCUUAAAUAGUGUUAGAGAAAAGCUCGAUCCUCCAACAUGCUGCCAAG
Molecule: messenger RNA, 287 nt
Organism: Linum tenue
Lineage: Eukaryota; Viridiplantae; Streptophyta; Magnoliopsida; Malpighiales; Linaceae
Source: the annotation of a GenBank genome assembly